Zasmidium cellare ATCC 36951 is the source of this 981-nucleotide messenger RNA. RefSeq lists its product as uncharacterized. NCBI's taxonomy places the organism in Eukaryota, Fungi, Ascomycota, Dothideomycetes, Mycosphaerellales, Mycosphaerellaceae. The record is from RefSeq and is a predicted model, not a curated record. The coding region runs from base 1 to 981 and encodes 326 amino acids. The transcript has 2 exons.
AUGUCGAAGAGACGACCCCAUCGGCGGCGACCUACCUGGGACCCCGGCAACGAGCCCAUCGCCAUUCGAGUCGGGAGCAGACGCAGCUCGACCAAGUACCACGAGAUCCAAGCACAAGGCCCCCGAGAUGCGACUCGAUUUGCACGGCUAGUAGAUGAACAGACACGCGCUCAUCCACGAGAUCCUCUCGUCAUCGCGGUGAAUGGGUACCAACCAUGGCUGGGCGACGUCCUUCAUUCAUGCAUCGAGGACUACUGGUCUGAUAUCUCCGACCUCGACCGUGCGGUGCAAUUCGCUGGGACGAUGCAGUUUCCUGAGAAGGCGAGUAAGCGUGGGCACCACAUGAAUGUGCCCCAAGUCUACUACUGGUCCGUGGAUAUGGAUCCACCUCGCUGGGAAGACCAAGGCCUACCGUCAAUGAAGAACUUCCGCUUCCGAACAGGAGUCUGGUUCUGCGGACGAGGAGCCUGUCGCUUCGACCCCCAGAUCUCCGUCACCAUCGUCUUCACCAAAUCCGACGAAGUCUGCGAACACAUCGUUACACAACUCCUAUUCACCUACCUCUGGCGCGACGAAGACUUCGACCAACCCCGCGAGGAUGAAGAAGGGAUCUGCUGGACCUUCUCCCGACUCUACUGGCUCCUGACCGACUGGCAGAACAUCAUCGGCGAAGUCCUGGCUCGGCUAGAGGAAGCCGAGGAAAACAGCCACGGCCGCCACCUCCCCGUCAAGACACGAACGCGUAGGAUGCAUAUCGAAGUGGAUCGACUGUACGACAUGAAGGAGUACCUCCACUUCCACAUGCGUGCUUUCAAGAAAUUGCAAAAGUUGAAAGAUGAUGUCCCCAAGAACGAACAGAAAGACCCUUUGUGGGCGGAUAUGGACGACGCAGUGGAAGAUCUGGAGCAAUUCGAGAGCACGCUCGAUGGUUUGAAAGAUCGUACGCUCCCCAAAACCCCGAUCCCCACCCCUAAUAGCUAA